Messenger RNA from Ctenocephalides felis (cat flea), 4297 nucleotides. It is a transcript of the gene tn, whose product is annotated as RING finger protein nhl-1. Gene Ontology annotation, molecular function: zinc ion binding; ubiquitin protein ligase activity; protein binding. Bases 185 to 4156 code for a protein of 1323 amino acids. NCBI's taxonomy places the organism in Eukaryota, Metazoa, Arthropoda, Insecta, Siphonaptera, Pulicidae. Gene Ontology annotation, biological process: proteasome-mediated ubiquitin-dependent protein catabolic process; protein polyubiquitination; negative regulation of translation. The transcript has 10 exons. The record is from RefSeq and is a predicted model, not a curated record.
UUAGUCUCUAACAAGCAACAUGUCGCUCAUUAAUCCGCAGUUCGAUUCAUACAUACGCUGUGAUUUGUUUUAUUCAUAAAAAAUACAAUCGUGUUCGUGUUCCAUGAUUAUGGAAUCGAAUAAUUUUGUGACAGUGUUUAAUAGUGACAUUCAAACGAUAUAGUUUAAUACAAGGUGAGCCAGCAUGGAGCAGUUUGAGCAGCUGCUUACGUGCUGCGUGUGCUUGGACCGAUACCGAAAUCCAAAAUUGCUGCCAUGUCAACACUCAUUCUGUAUGGAACCAUGCAUGGACGGUCUGGUAGAUUAUGUUCGAAGACAGGUCAAAUGUCCAGAAUGCCGUGCGGAACAUCGAAUACCAUACCAGGGAGUUCAAGGUUUUCCAACAAAUGUAACCCUACAGCGGUUUCUAGAACUACACAUAGAAAUCACUGGCGAACUACCGGAUCCCACAUCAGGUCAAAUAAUGGAAAGAUGUACCGUCUGUUCAGAAAAAUCUUAUUGCACUUUGUGCAGUCAUUGCGAGAAAAAGACCUGUGCCGAAUGCAAAUCCGCUCACAUGGAUAUUUUGCGACGGGAAAUAGCUCGCAUCAACAACCAAAUCCGCCGUGGGGUUCAUAGAUUACAAGAUGCACUCGCAAUUGUUGAGAAAAAUUCUUUAAAUCUCCAAACAAAUUGCUUAUCCGUAUCUGAAGAAAUAGAUGUAAUUUUUAGGAGAUUGAACAAGGCAUUGAAAGAUCGUACAGAUUCACUUCGCAUGGAAGUAGAUAGGUAUCUAGGCACAGAAAUGCAAUGUCUGACAACAUUGAAAGAUAAUUUAGAACUUGAAAUCGCUAAUAUACAAAGCAAUUGUGAUUUAGCGGAUAAGUACAUGACUGAAAAUGUAGACUGGGAAGAUAGCGAACUUAUGGACGCUAAAGAAAUUUUUCUAAAAACUGUAGAUUUUAUUAGAAAUUUCGAAUAUGAAACUGGUGAUUAUGCACGUAGGGUACGAUUUAUUAUGUCAAUGGACCCCAAUCAAUUAGUUAUGCAUGUCGGAACAUACGGCGAAUUGAAUAUGUCAUCUGGUCACGCUGGUGGUAUAACUGGUUCUAGCAGUGCAAUGCUUCAACCACCCAGCGGAGGGCCUGGUUUGAUGCGUUCUAAGAGUGAUCACCGUCUUGCUAGUCAAUAUAGGCAAGAUGAAGGUAGAAACUAUGGUCGAGGUGGAUACGAAGAGGGAGAUCAAGAGCCACCGCUCGCUGGGCGCAAAUUUGGAGAACGGCCGGCGGCUAGGCAAGACACUGGAAGAUAUGGCAGAGGCGGCGAUUACGAUUACGAUUACGAGGAAUCAAAUCGACCUACCCGAUCAAGAUUUAGAUCACGAUUCGUUCGCAAUCAACAAGACAACGACUCUGACAAUGAACAGAGUAGUAGAAAUGUUAGAUUUACCGAACCUCCUCCAAAAGAACGAGAAAGGGUCUUAGAUACUGAAGAUGUAUCUAGGGGGCCUUUAAGUGGCAUCUUUAGACUAACAGAUUCACCCAGAGUAAUGAAAAAAUUACAAGAAACUGAACAAAGAGGCAAAAAGAAAGACAAAGAGCCACCUCCACCAGUACAAGUUCAACAAAAAACCCAACCUCCAAAAAGAACACCUGCUGCUGCAGCUAGACAAAUAAGUGAGGAAGAUGAAAUUAGCAAACUCAAGCGUCAAAACAAGGGUGCUACGAGUUCGACAGAUGCGUCAGAUACACGUCCAGCAUCAGAACGUGUAGCUGCUCUAAAACGAGGAGGCGAUGAUAGUGAUGAUAGUAGGAACUCAUCUACUGGAUCUCCAACUAGGAAGACGCCCCAGACUGAGGCGGCUACAAGUGAAGAAGAAUCUGAUGAAUCCGUAAGUUCACCGCAAACUCAACGCAAAGCUGCAACUGCCAAUAAGGUCUCAACAGCAGUCACAACUCCUAGAAAACUCUCUGAUUCACAUAAAUUGGCUACGAGAUCAGGAAGUUCUGAUUCUAGUACGUCUUCAGAUAGCUCUGGAUCCGGUUCUUCAUCUGGAGUACGUAAUACUGGGGCGGCAUAUACUACCGACGAAGUUAAGCAAAAGAUUUUAUCACGUACAAAUGCCGAUACAAGUGAUGUUCCUCGAAGCAGAUUAUCUUCCACUGGUUCAACAUCUGAGAAGAAAGAAACAACUACUCCAGCAAGAGCUCCUUUUCAGAGCCGAUUCCUUAAUAGGACGACAGUUCCACCACCGCCAGUAGAAAAACCUAAAGAGGAAGAAACAGAAGAAACUGAAACAAGCUCAGAAGAAGAAACAGAAGAAUCUUCAGAAGAAUCGGAAGAAGAUCAACCAAAAAAAGACACAGCUGAUAUGUCAAAAACUGACAUUGGGCCUUUGCUUGCCCGUAGUUCACAAGCUCGUGAAACAGCAGAAUCUAGACGAAAUAGUAGAGAUGAAGCUCCCUACGGGCGAACAAAUUCCGGUUCAUAUAAAUCCUCGUACAGUCCUGAAGAAUCUCCGAGUAGAUAUACACGAACGAGGCCCAAGCCUCCGGAGGAAGAAUCGACGUCUAGAUAUACUAGAACUCGACCGAAUACGGUUGACGAAGAACCUUACAGUAGAUAUGGACGUACGAGACCAACCGCAGUUGAAGAUGAGCCAACAUCACGUUAUGGUGGUUAUACAAGUCGUUUUUUAAAUAAAAGCAAAAGCACAGCGGCUGUGCCACCAGAUGAUGAUGAUAAAAGCCCCACUGAUGAUGAUAGCAAGUAUUCGAGUGGGCGAUCAAGAUAUAUGGCUUUGAAAGAUCGUCGAAAUCGUUUAGCCAGAAGUAAAAGCAGUCACACAUUUGGUGACGAUGACGAUCUUGAUGAACCAAUGUCUCCGACAACAACAUCACCUUCGGCAUACCUUGCAUCUCGUUACGGUUCAUCAUUAACUGGUGGAAGUGAUUUAGCGCGUAGCAGAUCUUCGCAUACGCUUAAAUCACGAGAAACCUCGCCUGAAAGACCAUCUGCGGCAGGAGGUGUUGAUAAGGAUGGCGCAGCUCUGAGUUCAUGGGCUCGUUAUCUGAAGAAUAAAUACGGAAAUCGAGGAGCCAAAGAAACAAAAGAUAGUACACUAGGAACGUCUACAAGUUUAUCUCCAUCUAGUAGUAGUUCUGCAGCGCGGCGUUUAUCUUUGGGAUUGCCACUUAGAGCAGCAAACGAGCACGGGAGUUCUGAUGACGAUUCAAAAAACGUGCAAGGCUCCCCCAUCUCCCCUACAGCAGCUACGGCAGCAGCCGGUAUCGCGGCGGUAGUAGGUUUUACCCCUAGAGGGCAAUAUCUACAGAAACGUCGUCAGUUGUUUCAAGUGGGGAGCCGGGGGAGCGAGCCCGGAUAUUUCACCUGGCCGCGCGGCAUUGCCGUCGGCCCUGAUAACACAAUAGUCGUCGCCGACUCGUCGAACCAUCGAGUUCAGGUGUUCAGUGCGACCGGCGAAUUUCUCAAGGAAUUUGGAGCUUAUGGAAAUGGAGAAGGAGAAUUCGAUUGUCUUGCUGGAGUCGCCGUCAAUAGAAUCGGACAGUACAUCAUAGCCGAUAGAUAUAACCAUAGAAUUCAGGUAUUAGACCCUUCAGGCAGAUUUUUGCGAGCAUUUGGUAGUCAAGGUACCUCAGAUGGAAAGUUCAACUAUCCGUGGGGUAUCACAACAGAUGCACUGGGAUUUAUCUACGUGUGUGAUAAGGAAAACCAUCGCGUUCAGGUUUUCCAGUCAGAUGGAACCUUUGUUGGUAAAUUUGGCAGUUGCGGAAGUAAACCUGGACAGUUGGAGCAUCCGCACUACAUCGCCGUUUCGAAUACAAACCGAGUCAUCGUCAGUGAUUCGAACAACCAUCGAAUCCAAAUAUUCGACGUAAACGGACGCGUCUUAACCGCUUUCGGCACAGAAGGAUGCGACGAAGGACAAUUCAAAUUUCCCAGGGGUGUGGCAGUGGAUGACCAAGGAUACAUUUUUGUAGCAGAUUCUGGUAAUAACAGAAUACAAAUCUUCCAUCCUGAUGGCAGUUUCCUGCGUUCCCUUGGAUGCUGGGGAAGCGGUGAUGCAGAAUUUAAGGGAUUGGAGGGUGUUGCUGUCACAUCUAAUGGAAAUAUCCUAGUCUGCGAUCGUGAAAAUCAUAGGGUCCAGGUCUUCUAAUAAAUUUACAGGUCAUGUGGAAUGCACAGGAAUAUAUAAUCAAGAAUCAAGAAUAUAAUCAGAAUAAAAUGAUUCCCUACAUGAUUAUUUCAACGUAAAUUUUUAUUUUGCUCCGCAUUUACAUUUUGUCCGAAAAUUUUU